CAAUAGCGUAAAACAUGUUAAAUGUACAGAAUUUUUUAAAUGGGCAAUAUUUUACCAGCAUUUCAAAUUUACCCAUUAUGAAUACUGAGAAACUGCAGCCAAUAAGGUUCAGAGGGGUUAUCAUGGUUGACCUUUAAUGAAAGAUUACGUGCGGUGCUCGUACUUAAUUUGUUAAACAGUCAAUUCUGUCUUGUUUGUGUACACACCGUGAGCAAUUCUGGUCCAGAUCACUUCAGAUUCUGCUGGUAUUCUUGAAUUUGAGACUCAUCGAAGCCGUGGUAUCGGGUAAUGGGAGACAGGGAUUGGAGGCCUUUCAUCUAUGGAGGACUUGCGUCAUGUACAGCUGAGUGCGGAACGUUUCCUAUUGACACGACCAAAACACGUCUUCAAAUCCAGGGCCAGAAGAUAGACGGACAGCACGUGCGUCUGAAGUAUCGUGGUAUGACCGACGCUUUCCUGCAGAUCGCACGUCAGGAAGGCUUCAGAGCGCUCUACUCUGGGAUUUAUCCGGCAGUGAUACGGCAGGCGACGUAUGGCACAAUCAAGUUUGGCACGUACUACUCGUUGAAAGCCUGGCUCACAGGAGAUCGCACAGAAGAUGACGUGGUUGUGAACGUGAGUUGCGCGGUUGUGGCGGGCAUUGUGUCCAGCGCCAUUGCCAACCCGACAGAUGUACUGAAGGUGCGCAUGCAGGUGUUGGGCAUGCAGGCGCAGAGUCUGGUGUGCGCAGCGCAAGACUUGUACAGGCACGAAGGCGUCAGUGGACUAUGGAGGGGCGUAGGACCCACUGCGCAGCGCGCAGCUGUCAUUGCAGCCGUGGAGCUCCCUGUGUACGACUUCAGCAAGCACUACUUCAUACCUUACCUGGGGGACAGUGUGUCCAACCACUUCCUAUCGAGUUUUCUUGCCAGUUUAGGGAGUGCUGUAGCAUCCACUCCUAUCGAUGUUAUUAGAACGAGACUGAUGAACCAGAGAAAGCUGAAAACCAUUCAAACGGACAAAAUCUACAAUGGAAGUAUGGACUGUUUCGUUCAGACAGUCCGACACGAAGGUUUCAAAGCUUUAUACAAGGGUUUUAUCCCAACGUGGGUGCGGAUGGGGCCUUGGAACAUCAUCUUCUUCAUCACAUACGAACAGCUCAAGAGGUUCUACUGAAGAGGUGUUCAACUCGGCGAACUGCGAUCCGGUCUUCUAGUUCACCAAAGUACUUAAAACUUUAGUUCAAACCAAAGCCUUUCAAAUAGGAACACGUUUAAAUGUUAAGAGCUGUAUGAAUGGUACGUAAAGAGAGUGUGUUAUUUAUUGAGUGUUUAUUCUUUGAAAGGACGUGUGUGUUUGUUAGGGGGGCAUAUUUAAUGAUGCAUCAAAUGCUGCCUCUUAACUGAGAGUGGUCAGUUUAAAUUUCACACAGCUUGCAAAAUAAAUAUCGUGAUCGUAUUUGCGUUGUAUUUGUUAACACGUGAGCAAGAGUUACUAAACGUUUGCUAUAGUAAAGAUUUUUUAAUGUUAUUUAUGAUGCUAAUAGGUUUAUGCUUAAAGGUUGUAAAGCAGUGGUCUCUCUUGUAGAUUUGUAUUUCACCUAGAUAGCCAAUCCGAUAUUACAUUAAGCAACAUAUGGUGGGCAACAUGUUGUGCAGUUUAUGUAGUAACUUCGCUCUACUCGGAAACUAUUCCAGGCAACAUAAUAUGGACUAUCAGCUUAUGCUAGGCACUCGACAACUUCCAGACGAGUCAGAAGCUACUCCUGUUGAACAUAGAGUAGUAUAUGUGUGGUACGCAACUCUUAAAUUUUGUAUUUAAUACGCAAGAUCAUCACAGUUUUAUUUGCUAACACCGAUUUUUGUCUUUUUGCACGAUCAUUUGUGUCUAAGUUUGAUAGAAAUCAAUUGACAGAAAAUAUUUGGAUGGUAAACCAAAUAAAAAGGAUGAAGUAAUGAGCAAAUUAACCAAGUUAGCUGACAACAAUAUGAAUUCGGAAUAUCUGAUUUGUAAAGUAAAUACGUCUACUGUGGAACUGCAAGUAAAUAAUAAGCGGACAAAACCGUUAAACUAUGCAAGGCAUAUUAUUGUACACGUUUUUUUGUUCAAGAAAAGAAAAAGACCUAGGCUACUAGGUAAUUAGCUUACUUUUGAACUUUGAAAAUAAACUGGAAGAAAAGCUGUGAGUCUAUAAUAUUCUAUAGUUAUCCGCAUAUUUGAAACUCCUGUACGAGUUGCUUGAAGUGUACUCAACAAGUUGCCUUCUACUGGUUGCUCAGUGUAAUUAAGAUUUAUUUCUCUUUGAAUAUAUAUAUUUUCUAAAUUAAGUUGUUGAAAAAAUAUAAAUUUUUAUUCGGUCUUUAUAAGUCCUAAAAUAACUUGUGAUUUUUCAAAAUGUUCUAAAAAAAUUGCAAGUAAUCAAUUCGGAGUAGGAUAAACACAACAUUAUCAGUUUAUUUAUGAUCUCCAUCUGCCAUAUUUUUAUGACAAAAAUUGAACAUUAAAUUUAUUUUACAAUAUUUUUACUAAUUUCCUACAAUUUCUUGGUAACUACACUAUAUGAAUGCAUUAGUAUUUUGCUUGAACUGAAAGUAUUUCGGAGCAUUUAAUACUAAAUUUCUGCUUUUACGGGUUGAAAAAUGAAACAGAUUUAGUGCCAACUAAAUUUCCUAUUUUCAUGCAUUUUGACUAAGCGUUUACCUUCUCUGUAUUUUAUUUUACAAAUAGCAUUUUUAUUGUUUUUAUCAAACCCAUUUUUGUAUUGUUGUAGACAGUUUUUCACAAAUAUAACUGUUACAUCACUCUCUACUACUUAGUAAAUUUAUAGUAUAUUUAUAACCUAUAAAUAUUCCUUUCAAUUUUAUCUGUCUACAGUUGCGUUUUGUAGAGUACUUUAAUCUUAUAUUUAAUUCAAGUGCUGUAGUGUAGAUGUUAUUGAAAUUUAAUUUAGAUAAAUUGGUUGUGUUAAAAAGGUAGUGUAUAAACAUGAUAUAACCGCAUUAUUAUUAUUGAAGUGUCAAAUAUUAAUGAUAAUAGAUUCUUAGCAAUAUCUGUUUAAUAGUUUGAUUUUUAUAUUAUUUAUUUUUUUAUAUUUAUAUUUAUUCAUACCAGUGGCAUUUUCAAGUAAUUAUUGUAAAAAACAGUUCAACAAGUUCAUAAAAUUAUAUACUGUAUUGGAAUGACGGUAAUAUUCCAAAUAAUCGGCCAUCAAUCAACUAGAGUAUAAGAUUGUGCAACAAGGAAAGGAGGUGCUAGUUUUUGGCCUUGAAAGAUAAGUUUGGCUCUCGAGGCAAAGCUGAGGAUAAAAAUCUUUGUACUUUUAGUUCGCAACAUUUUAAACAGAACAUAUGUUUCACAUGAAUAACUUUUGUGUCCAUCCUUAAAUCUUAUUACUUGUUAGUUUAAUGAAAAAAAUAGCUGAAAGUAGAUUGUCAACUAAAACAAAUGGAUUUUGUCAACAAUUAUGGGCGAAAAAUAAAAAAAUAAUCCCUGCUCCCUUUUUAAAAUUCAAAAGUAUAGGGUGUUGGAGAGAGAUAAAACAUUUCCUUUAUAUGAGCAGAGGGAAAAAUAUUACUUAUCCCUCACCAGAAGGAAUGAAAACCUAUUUUAACUAUUCAGUGGAAUUAACCAUAAGUAUGUUAAUUUUGUAAUGAUGUACUGCUUGAUACACUGUACUGUAUGUACUUUACGUUGUGUACUUCAUCUACUGCAGUGUACUCAACGUAGUAGAGAUUUAACUCUAAACCAAGUGACAGUUAAAUAACCUCUAUUGGCUGGCAAUAUUUAAUCAUCUUAAUAAUUAUACAUAGUCACGUUUUGUUAUUUUAAUGAAAAUGUCUACAAAGUUGCUCUAAAUUUCAUUAGAAAGGUCCUAAAAUUCCCUAAAAGUUUUAGGAAAUAAUUUUUUUGAUUUAUGUUAUAAAUAUUUAUUUAUGUAUGUGUUAAUAAAACUCAAAGGGGAAAAUUUUCAUUAUUCUGACAAGUAAUUUACUGUGCUUGCAACAGUAUCGUAAUCAAACACACUAUUGGCCGGGCAACAAAACAUCAAUGAUGAGGCUAAAAUGUGCUCUAAAUCAUUCUUUUUUGCCUAAUCUUAUUUUCUAAUUAAGAUUGAAUAUUGAGAAAAUAUUAAACUUAAUAUAUUAAUCAAUAGGUUGUAUCAUCCACUACCUAUGACGAAAAUUACAAAUAUAUUUUUAACCCCUUAAGACGAGUGCUGAAGGCCGAAUAGAUAGGCUUUUCGAAUAUCUAUUAUUCUGUUACUAAAUGUUAACAUAUAUCAUUGUACUUAGUCUCAUUUUGUAUAUCAUAAAUCUAAUAAACAUAGAUUAUCUAUCUUGAUUUGAUUUGUUACAGUUUGCCUAAAUAUGAGAGACAACUUUCAUGCGAAUGCAGAUUUUCAAUAUUUUGCACUUAUAUAUAAGAAGAGUCAUACUCAUUACUACAGAUACUUACUUUUUUAAAACUUGGUAAGGUAUACUUGUUCCUACUUACAUAGGGAAUAAUAAAAAUUUGCAUCCAAAUGUAUUAAGAUAAAAAAUAUAACUUUUCCUUAUCAACGAGUAAAUAAAUUUUAAAAAAUUAAAAUUUUGUUGUAUUAUUUUUAAAUGCAAAAAGUCAACAGAUUUUGUCAUCUAAAAAAGUCCACACCAUCUAGCGGCAAAACGGUGAACUACUUACUGUUAAUUAGUUCUCUGUUUUCCCACUAGUUGAAUCGCCACCCGUUACAGAAAAAAAUAAAACGGAUCAUUGUUACAUGACCGAUUAAUUCGUCAGCGGCUCUUUUUUAGUCAUAAAUGAGCGAUGAAUUAACUCGGCAAAAGCCGUUAAGGGGUUAAUAUAUGAAGUUGCUAUUUGAUGCCUGUGUUUGACUGCCACACCCGUGACAUGUCACCCGUCAUGGACAAGAUAAUCACAAAUUAUUGUAGGGUUAAAGCUAAGAAUCACUCAGUAGUAAACUCAAAUUAGUGUAGAUUACGAUUUAUUUAUCACUACCUGCAACGAUACACAAUUAUCAAAUUUCCCUGUACAUAAUGUAAAAUAUGUAGAAAACUAGAGAUAUUAGAAUUUUUUUCAAUAUAGGUUCUAUUUCACGAUUUUCCUUACAACAAUGAGAUUAUCAGUGAGUAAUGCGGUGUUAGGUCAUCAUAGUGAUUUAUAUUGGCCUAAUUCUUAUUUUAAAUUCAUACCGAUUUUCCAAGUAAUAUUAACUGCAAAUAAAAUAUUAAACCCAUUAACUAAAAUCUAGAGCUAUUUUAUCUUUUAUUACAACGUAAAGCAUUUCUUCAUAACAUUAUGAUUAGCGUAAGAAAACUAGCUACUUAAGUAAGUAUCUAAAUAUGAUGUAAAAGUGCAUUAACAUUUUGUUCCUCGAAGUUAGCUUUAAGACAAUUUUAUUUGUAUUUUAUCAAUAAAAUUUAAAUAUUAAAUUCUUGUAUAUUUAAUUCUUGAAUAUUAAAUUCCCAUUUUUGUAUUUAAAAUUUGUAAACCUUGAAGAGAUUAAUCGAUUUUGUCAAAAAGUGAAAAUUGAACAUUUUCAUCUUGUAUUAUAGAAAUAAAUUAUGUAGUUUAGAGGAAAAACAGAAAACUGUUAAAAUUAUGCUGUGUUAUUGUAUAACAAUCAUUACCAUUUUUGAAAUAACAUUUUUUUGUUAAUACUAUAUAAAUAUGAACUACUUAACAAUUCUGAAACUGAGUGCAAAAUUAGAAAAAACUUUGUUUUUUUCUAGUUUUUAGUUUCAAAUUUUACCAUAGCACAGGUAUGGUAAGUGUUCCAGUCUUAGAUGUAUAAAGCUAUUUCCAGACGUGUAAACUACAAAUAUUUGUUACAUAUUUGAAUGGUUUUACUUUUUAAAAAUUGUUAUAAACAUCCACUGGUUAAUUGUAUGCAAAUUUAUCAUUCAUCGCAAAACCAUUCUCAAAAAUAGAAAGUCCAAUUAAAUUUUUGCACUGGUUACUGUUAAAAUGGUUCAAAAGUGAACCUUCUGUUGAAGACACUUGGUCGUGUAAUGUAGUGUUUGUUACGGUAAGAUUGUUGCUAUUUAUUUUUAUAGGUAAAGGGGACAGUUAUGAACUGUGAGCGUAUAAGCCAAAAGGCAACUGUUAAGUUUUUAUCACAUGUGUUACCUGUUUCUUGUGAUGUCAACCGUGUCGUGAUCUGGGGGAAGAGCACAAUUGUAUAUUUUUAUAAAUUUUCUAACAGUUUCUCUGUUAACGUAUAUAACAAUUGAAUACCUUUGUUUGUACAGUUUUGUGGAACUCGUUCCUUUAAUUAAAACUAAUUACAUAAUCAAUUUCUAAUGCUAGUCCUGUUUGUUGUAUCAAUUUGGUGAAUGCUAUUAGUAUUUAUGAAGCACCUCAAUGUAGCAUCUAUAUACAUAUAUAUAUAUAUAUAUAUAUACAUUUAAUGGCAUUACGGUUUUAAAUUACACUUAGUGUAUUUUUACGUUUAAGCUUGCCAUGUAUGAUUUUCUGUUCUCUUUACUUCCAAUAUUUUCUUGCAUUUUUAUUUUUAAAUGUGGAAGUAGUAUAAUUGCCUAUAUUAUUAAUGGUUUUAAGAACAUCAAAGUAAUACGUUUUUUAUGAUUAGUUUUAUUGUUUUCUUUUAUAUCUGCACGAACUUGAGACUGAACUCAAUUACCUGAUGUUGAUGAAAUUUAAAUAAAAAUGUAGUUUAUCGA
Molecule: messenger RNA, 6659 nt
Organism: Homalodisca vitripennis (glassy-winged sharpshooter)
Lineage: Eukaryota; Metazoa; Arthropoda; Insecta; Hemiptera; Cicadellidae
Product: mitochondrial uncoupling protein Bmcp-like
Exons: 8
Coding region: 289-1155 (288 amino acids)
Biological process (GO): mitochondrial transport
Cellular component (GO): mitochondrial membrane
Source: RefSeq, a predicted model, not a curated record